Molossus molossus (Pallas's mastiff bat) is the source of this 3399-nucleotide messenger RNA. RefSeq names its product potassium voltage-gated channel subfamily C member 4 (gene KCNC4). Gene Ontology annotation, biological process: protein homooligomerization; potassium ion transmembrane transport. The transcript has 4 exons. The record is from RefSeq and is a predicted model, not a curated record. The coding region runs from base 503 to 2383 and encodes 626 amino acids. NCBI's taxonomy places the organism in Eukaryota, Metazoa, Chordata, Mammalia, Chiroptera, Molossidae. Gene Ontology annotation, molecular function: protein binding; delayed rectifier potassium channel activity. Gene Ontology annotation, cellular component: dendrite membrane; neuronal cell body membrane; voltage-gated potassium channel complex.
UGCUGCACCGCCGCCGCUACCGUGGGGAAGCCGGCCGCUCCCGGGGCUCAGCGGCCCGUGUGAGUGUGAGCGCGCGCGCCCCGGAGCCUCGCACUGCUCCUGGACUGUGAGCCUCCUCGUCUUUCGCUGGGUAAAGGGGAGGAGUGCCCCGGGCCCAGAGCGUCUGAGCGUCCAGUCCUCGCUGGGGACUGUGUGUGUGCUUGCUCCUGCUCCGCCCCCCACCCCUCUGGCCCUUCGCUGGGGUUCUUGGCCCUUCUUCCCUCCUCCUGCCUCCCUCCCCGGCGCUGCGUGCCCAAACCCCAACCACCUGUGCACCGGAGAAACCCAACUCCUCCGGCUCCGCGCCCUGUGGGGAGGCAGGGGCAGGGCCACCGCCGCAGAGGGGGCCGCCGCCUCCUGCCUCCUUGUCGUCUCCUCCCCCUCCCCCGUCUGACGCUGCCUCCUCGGGAAGGGUGUUUGGAGGGCAGCGGCCGCCCCAAGCCGAAGCCCCGCAGCGCUUCUUAUGAUCAGCUCGGUGUGUGUCUCCUCCUACCGCGGGCGCAAGUCGGGGAACAAGCCUCCAUCCAAAACAUGUCUGAAGGAGGAGAUGGCCAAGGGCGAGGCGUCGGAGAAGAUCAUCAUCAACGUGGGCGGCACGCGACAUGAGACCUACCGCAGCACCCUGCGCACCCUACCGGGCACCCGCCUCGCCUGGCUGGCUGAUCCGGACGGCGGGGGCAGGCACGAGCCCGAUGGCGGCGGCGCGGGCAGCAGCGGCAGCAGCGGCGGUGGGGGCUGCGAGUUCUUCUUCGACCGGCACCCGGGCGUCUUUGCGUACGUGCUCAACUACUACCGAACCGGCAAGCUGCACUGCCCCGCUGACGUGUGCGGGCCGCUCUUCGAGGAGGAGCUCACCUUCUGGGGCAUCGACGAGACCGACGUGGAGCCCUGCUGCUGGAUGACGUACCGGCAGCACCGCGACGCCGAGGAGGCGCUGGACAUCUUCGAGAACCCCGACGGAGGCGGCGGUGGAGCGGGGCCCGGUGAUGAGGCCGGCGACGACGAGCGGGAGCUGGCCCUGCAGCGUCUGGGGCCCCACGAGGGAGGCGCGGGCCCUGGCGCUGGGUCCGGCGGCUGCCGUGGCUGGCAACCCCGCAUGUGGGCACUCUUCGAGGAUCCCUAUUCCUCCAGGGCGGCCAGGGUGGUGGCCUUUGCCUCUCUUUUCUUCAUCCUGGUCUCCAUCACCACCUUCUGCCUGGAGACCCAUGAGGCCUUCAACAUUGACCGCAACGUGACUGAGAUCCACCGUGUGGGGAACACCACCAGUGUGCACUUUCGGCGGGAGGUGGAGACAGAGCCUAUCCUGACAUACAUCGAGGGCGUGUGCGUGCUAUGGUUCACACUGGAGUUCCUGGUGCGCAUCGUGUGCUGCCCAGACACGCUGGACUUCGUCAAGAACCUGCUAAACAUCAUCGACUUCGUGGCCAUCUUGCCCUUUUACCUGGAGGUCGGGCUGAGUGGCCUGUCGUCCAAGGCGGCCCGUGACGUGCUGGGCUUCCUGCGGGUGGUGCGUUUCGUGCGUAUCCUGCGCAUCUUCAAGCUCACGCGCCACUUCGUGGGGCUGCGCGUGCUGGGCCACACCCUGCGUGCCAGCACCAACGAGUUCCUGCUGCUCAUCAUCUUCCUGGCCCUAGGCGUGCUCAUCUUCGCCACCAUGAUCUACUACGCCGAGCGCAUUGGCGCCCGGCCCUCCGACCCACGGGGCAAUGACCACACCGACUUCAAGAACAUCCCCAUCGGCUUCUGGUGGGCCGUGGUCACCAUGACGACGCUGGGCUACGGGGACAUGUGCCCCAAGACGUGGUCAGGCAUGCUGGUGGGGGCGCUGUGUGCACUGGCCGGGGUGCUCACCAUUGCCAUGCCGGUGCCGGUCAUUGUCAACAACUUCGGCAUGUACUACUCCCUAGCCAUGGCCAAGCAGAAGCUGCCCAAGAAACGAAAGAAGCAUGUACCACGACCGCCCCAGCUCGAGUCACCCAUUUACUGCAAGUCCGAGGAGACCUCGCCCCGGGACAGCACCUACAGUGACACCAGCCCUGCUGGCCAAGAAGAGGGUAUGGUCGAGAGGAAACGGGCAGAUUCCAAGCAGAAUGGAGAUGCCAAUGCAAUGCUGUCUGAUGAGGAGGCCGCUGGCCUCACCCAGCCCCUGGCCUCUGCCCCCACCUCAGAGGAGCGCCGGGCCUUGCGACGUUCCGGCACUCGAGACAGAAACAAGAGGGCCGCCGCCUGUUUCCUGCUCAGUGCUGGGGACUAUGCCUGUGCCGAUGGCAGUGUCCGGAAAGAGACCUGCCAAGACGCCCUGUCAUCCAACUAUGCCCAAGCUGAAGUCCUCACCCUGUCUUAAAGCGGCACCAACGUGACAGAGACAGGCAGACAGACAGAAAGCCAGAGGCUUAGGGGAACUCUGGAACCCAGGCAAGAAUCUUUUGCUGGGAAAGACUCAGAUAUCCCUGUUUGCACAGGACUGAUUGAAAACCUCCCACGUGGCCCUCGGCCGGAGCUGCCUGGGUCUGACGUUUUGUUCUGUUGUACAUUGAGGAGAUCUGUAUGCACAUGUGUCUAUAUCCAUACAUACUGUACUCUUGUGUGUAGUGCACGUGCUAUUGGUGGUCUGUCUUCGUUAGGCUGUCUCCCCAAGCCCUUACCCUUCCCCCGGCCCCCAUUCCCCUCCCUUUACUGAUUCCUUGUUUCUGUUGUACGUGCCGCGUGUGGAAUGUCCUAGGAAAAGUGUACCUGGGAACUGCCAGGCUAGCUGGGUGGUCCCAGGCUAGACUCCCCCUGUUGGGGGUGUUUCCCCUGUGGGCUGGUGGCCUGUCGAAGGCCAGAUUGCCCCCAGGGUCACUGCUCCACUAGCCCCUCCCCACUCCAGAUUGGGGUUCUACCUCCCACCCCACGCCCCAGUUGUGGGGGGACUUCCAGGGGUUUCUCUACAGCUUCUUCCAACCCCCCUUUUCCACCUUACCUCUGUCCUUGACUGGGGAGAAUUUUGUUUCUUAUUAAUUUUUGGUUUUUCUGUCUCCCUCGUCCAUUUGUUUUUAAAGAUGCUGCUGGGCAGAUGGGCAGGGAAGGGGUCUGUCUGCCCACUGGGCUCAGGGGUCUGAGAAGGGGAGGCAUCGGGCGAGUGGAGACCAGUUGCAAUACUGUACUUCCUGGCCGGUGGCCAGGGGACGCGUGCAAUAGCAGAGGCCAGGCGACCCCUUCAACCUUGGCCUCUGCCCUCCCUCGCCACUCCCACCCGCCCUGCCCCUCCCUGGUGUUGGUCAGUUCUUUUCUAAAGCUGUCCCCUCUUGUGUGUCUGAGGCAAGCCUAGGCCAGGGCGCUGUCACCCUGUCUGCAUGCCUUUGACUCAUGCUGUGCUUG